AUGGAUCAAACAAAAAUGAUGUAUUCUUUGCGUGGCUUCUCUGUUUUCGAGUCAGGAGAGAAAAAUCCAGGCACAAUGGAAGUGUAUAGCACAAAAGGCAUAAUUUCUUUCGAAUGGAAACCAGAAAAAUGCUCGAAUUUAUAUUUAAUAAGUGAUAAAAUAGAAGAAUCACAAAUAUUCAUUUAUCUACACAUGCUUAAAAAGAUAGUUAAGACUAAUAAUGAAGACAGAUCAACCACUAUUCGAUUCAUUCUUCCGGACACGAGAACAAAUUUGCAUUUUAUCUUCCCAGAAUCCGAAAUUGUAGUGUGUGAAAGCAUGUUUUCAGAUCUGUUAUCAUCACAUUCAAUAACACUAGUUCCAAACGAACCAAAUUCAUUUAAUAAUAAUCUUGAAGUUGAAUUGAGAUACAUUGUUCCAGAAAAUUUCAUAUUAUAUAGCAAUAUAAUCUAUUUAUACUCAUAUAGAACAUCAUUAAAUAAGAUAUUAGACGACACAAAAGAAAUCGAUAAUAAUCCAAUAGAUUUAGAACAAUUACAGCUAAAAUUUGACGAACAAGGACAUUUACUAGACUAUUAA
This is a messenger RNA of Trichomonas vaginalis G3, 579 nucleotides long. RefSeq lists its product as uncharacterized. Bases 1 to 579 code for a protein of 192 amino acids. The record is from RefSeq and is a predicted model, not a curated record. Lineage: Eukaryota; Parabasalia; Trichomonadida; Trichomonadidae. The transcript has a single exon.